This is a messenger RNA of Aspergillus campestris IBT 28561, 273 nucleotides long. RefSeq lists its product as uncharacterized. The transcript has 2 exons. The coding region runs from base 1 to 273 and encodes 90 amino acids. The record is from RefSeq and is a predicted model, not a curated record. Lineage: Eukaryota; Fungi; Ascomycota; Eurotiomycetes; Eurotiales; Aspergillaceae.
AUGUCGGAUCAAACCCCAGCCACAAGCGACGGAUCCUCGAGGUUUACGAUCUCCUCCGAUUUCCCCAAUCUCCACAACCAGAAGGAGUCCGACGAACUACACUACGAUGAACGCACAAAAGAAGCAGCAGGCCUCCAACCCCAACGAGAUCAACACACGUGCGAAACAGAAGACCACUCCUUUCAGGGGACCAAGCCCGGUCAGGAGUCGGACACUUUGCCGGGGUGGGAGACGCUGAAGGACGGGGUGAAGGGGAUGGCGGGGUCUCGUUGA